AUGGCGGAGGCGGCGACGGGGGCGGUGCGGGUGGAGAAGGUGCGGGGGAGGUCGGCGCUGACCCGCUGCUUCGCCAGGUACCCGCUCAAGCUCAUCGCCCCGUCCAAGGUGGGCCCCUACUCCUGCGACGCGGUGUGGCUCUACGCCCUCACCUACGGCGGCGGCAUCGUCUCCGGGGACACCAUAUCGUGCACGGUCAGCGUCGGCGACGGGUGCACGGCGGCGUUCACCACGCAGGCCUCGACCAAGGUGUACAAGGCUGUGGGUUCAAAAUGUUCUGAACAGUUGCUAGAGGCCAGAGUUGGGGAAGAUGCCCUGCUUGCUGUUAUUCCAGACCCUGUAACCUGCUUCUCAACCGCUCGGUACCACCAAAAGCAAGUUUUUCAAGUCUCUGCCAAUUCAAACCUGGUAGUUGUAGAUUGGUUUACAAGUGGCCGUUAUGAGAGUGGAGAAAAAUGGGAUUUUAGCUUCUACAAAAGUGUCAACCAUAUUUUCUUGGGAGAUCAGCCUCUCUUUAUUGACUCGACUUUAUUGGAACAAGGCUCGAAUUAUAGCAUUGCUGAACGGAUGCAGGAGUACAAUGUGAUUGUGAUGGUCGUGUUACUGGGGCCAAAGCUGAGGCACAUACAAGACAAGAUGCAAGACGAAAUGAAGAAGCUGAUGUCCGGGCAACUGCGCCCUCCCACAUCCGGCGGUAGCCUCUACACUAUGAGAUCAAAACCUCCCCAGCGUCCACAAAGGCCUCCGCUCAUCGCCUCUUGCAGCCCGUUCGGCCGCACGGGAACAGGCAUGGUUGCUCGGGUAGCCGCGGUGAGCAUGGAGCUCGCGUACAGCUUCUUGAGACACCAUCUGGCCGCGCUGGAGCCGUUCCUUGGUGCUUCCCCUUAUGCCGCGUCAUGA
Messenger RNA from Miscanthus lutarioriparius, 900 nucleotides. The record is from the annotation of a GenBank genome assembly. Lineage: Eukaryota; Viridiplantae; Streptophyta; Magnoliopsida; Poales; Poaceae.